Molecule: messenger RNA, 2134 nt
Organism: Pyricularia oryzae 70-15
Lineage: Eukaryota; Fungi; Ascomycota; Sordariomycetes; Magnaporthales; Pyriculariaceae
Exons: 5
Coding region: 748-1584 (278 amino acids)
Source: RefSeq, a predicted model, not a curated record
CCUACCUACCUACCUAGGUACCUACUCAGUCUCAUCAAGGCUUCCCAAAUUUCUACCACCAGAACAAUCACACCGAUUGAUAGAAACAGACUAGACUAGUUCUAGUCCCAGUUCAAAUUCUCCUUCUAUGAGAGCAACUUCAAGCUCCCCUUGAUGGGAAAAAAAGAAAGUUUGGUCUCUGGUAAACUCCCCUAUUCUCCAGACAGGAGAGAUUACCAAGCAACAAAUACGACACAUCGUCAUAUGCCUGAUAAGAAAUUUGGCCAGGAGCAAUCGAUUCAAUGAAAAUGACAUUUAUCCGUGUCUAUUACGCAAAUUUAUCUAGGCUCCGAUUGCACAGCCGCGUGGUUUUCGAUCGCAUGGUUCCGUCAACUUUGCGGCUGUAUGUUCAUAUCCGGGAGAAUAUGCUUUCCCCUGUUCGGGAAGGCCCUUGGACUCUUGUGAUAGGCCAGCCAAGAGCGUCAAUUGUCCCGAUUCAAGAUGUGCAUGCCGUUGACACCGGCAGUUGCUCUUUUAUCCCGCUGGUAGGGGCGGACGACGAAUCGGGUUGUCUUUUGUUAUUAGACUUGUUCCAGUAGUCGUCAUGAUGGCCCCAACAUAUGCCAAGUCCUGUGUAUGGCUGGAGCCAUAAAUAUAGACUUUUCCGGGCUGUUUUGUUGCUCGCUUUUGUGAGGGCUGCAGCUCGUAACAUUGCAUUCGGCUACGCCAUCCAGAAACAACCCUACAGACACCGACAGAACUGACACAAUGCUUUGGCUGGGUGCUCUCAGUCUUGCCACCGCCGUGCGCGGUCAGGCCUUUAGCUUCACCAUGCUACGCUUUGGAUGCUCCGAGGUUGUUAUUGACCGCAUCGAUCCUCUCGUUGACCCGGGCCAGGUCCCAUCGCCGCAUCUGCAUCAGGUCGUCGGAGGUAACGCAUUCAACGCAUCCAUGCCGUACGAGGACAUCUCUGGCAUCGCCAGCUGCACGACCUGCACGUUCGACCAGGACUUUUCAAACUACUGGACCGCGAACUUGUACUUCAAGGCCCGCAAUGGCAGCUACCACCGCGUGCCACAGAUAGCCAACGAGGUCAUCGGGGACGCCAACGGAGGCAUCACCGUCUACUAUACGGCUCCGGGCCCCAACACCGUGACCGCCUUUAAGCCGGGCUUCCGUAUGCUGUCGGGAGACACCAACAGCCGCGAGUCCAAAGGCGAGGGCAAAAACAUGCAGAGCUGUUUCCGCUGCUACGACGGACCCAACUUUGCUGGAAACAUCUACUCGCCCUGCUUCGACCCGGUCCGAGACACCGAGGGUCUGCCUUCUAAGCCCUGCCUGGGUGGUAUUAGGUCCAGUGUCAUUUUCCCCAUCUGCUGGGAUGGAAAGAACCUCGACAGCCCCAAUCACAAAGACCACGUUGCUCACCCCGUGGACGGGCCGGCUUCUUUUGCUCUUGUGGAUGGCCAAUGCCCCGAGUCGCACCCGGUCAAGAUCCCGCAGGUUCACUACGAGAUUGUCUGGGAUACGACUCAAUUUAACGACGCAUCUCAAUGGCCCGAGGAUGGCUCCCAACCUUUUGUGCUUAGUAACGGCGACAAUUGAGUACACCUUUUGCUUCCAUCCAAUGACACGACGGAAAGAGAAAAAAAAAAAAAACUGACGCUCCUUAUAGCACCGGAUUCGGCCAGCAUGGAGACUACCUCUUCGGCUGGAAGGACGACAGCCUGCAGCACGCCAUGGACAACAAGUGCUUUGGCCCGAGGUGCCAGGGUCUGACAACCCAGACAUUCCCGGUCGCGAACGAGUGCUCCGUCAAGCCUAUGGUGAGCGAGCAGGUGGAUGGUUGGAUUGACUACCUGCCUGGCCAGGCGCCUGCUUGAGAUGGGCUACUUCGGGUGCUUAACUAGGUACCGGAGUGUGGGGUUGUUUUAGUAACGGGGGCAACUUAUAUACCGUCUGGUUGUUACUGUGUCCUGUAGGAAAACAAGACUAGUUCUAGACUAGACCUAGCAAUUUGUCUUGGUUUCUUGCACCAUGCCCUCUGUACAAAUCUCGUCGAAUCUCAAUCGGAUACCUGCUCGAUGCUGUAGCGACCUACUACCCUUGCAGUAUAACUCCUCUAUUCUGUCUGUGAUUCAGCGUCCAGAAACAA